Molecule: messenger RNA, 2973 nt
Organism: Strongylocentrotus purpuratus (purple sea urchin)
Lineage: Eukaryota; Metazoa; Echinodermata; Echinoidea; Camarodonta; Strongylocentrotidae
Gene: bpnt2
Product: inositol monophosphatase 3
Exons: 5
Coding region: 96-1172 (358 amino acids)
Cellular component (GO): endomembrane system
Molecular function (GO): 3'-nucleotidase activity
Source: RefSeq, a predicted model, not a curated record
CGUAACACGUACAUGUACCACGUACACAAUUAGCUAGCUAGUUUGACUUGACGGCAGGGCAAUCUAUUCUCUCAAAGGACAAGUCAUAAUUUUCAAUGUCGUUCGGAAUGAAUAACAUCAAGGUGAAUCCCGUUGGGAUGAUAUUCCUUGUUAUUCUAGGCGGAGGAACACUUCUUCUCAUCAGAAAUUCUUUCUAUGGAAAAGAUAAGAGCAGUGGCAGCUCGGAGCAGGGUGAAUUGGUCAGCAUGAAGCAGCUCCUUGUUGCCAGCAUCCAGCUCGCCGAGCGCGGCGGCAGGGUGGUGAAGGAGAUUCGCGAUACGAACAAGCUGAACGAAGCCAGCAAAGGGAAGACAAAAGAAGGAGCAAAUAAUCCAGUAACCGACGGAGAUAUGAAGUCACAUGAGGCCAUUAUAUCUGGAUUUCAAAAGUCAUUUCCAUCUGUUUUUGUCGUCUCGGAGGAACAUGAAGAUAAAGUGUUUGACAUGAACAAGGUGACUCCUGUGGCUAAGGACCUUCCUGAGGUAUCUAAAAUCAUUCAAUCAGAUGAAAAGAUUCCUGUUAGUGAUAUCACCGUCUGGGUCGAUCCUCUGGAUGCAACACAAGAAUAUACAGAGGACUUGGUAGAAUAUGUGACAACAAUGGUCUGUGUAGCAGUGAAAGGAGUACCGACUAUGGGAGUCAUACACAAACCAUUCCUGGAAAAUGGACCCAAGACAACAUGGGCGUGGGUAGGUAAAGGCCACGCAGCACACCUGAAGGAGAUCAAGCACCAUACCGAAGCCUUGGAGAGCCCUAGAAUCAUCGUGUCAAGGAGUCAUUCUGGCCAGGUGGAAGAAGUUUCCAAGAAGACCUUCGGAGCUGGCACUAAGGUCAACCCUGCAGGAGGAGCUGGUUACAAAGUGAUGUCCCUCCUAGAAGACCAAUCAGACAUCUACAUCCACGUUACACUCAUCAAGAAAUGGGACAUAUGCGCCGGCAACGCCAUCCUGACUGAGAUGAAGUCCAAGAUGACCACCUUAAAGGGGGAGACCAUCAGCUACGACAGGGCGGACGACCCCAAGGCGCCGGACGGACUCCUAGCAACCGUCUGGGACCACACAGAGUUCCUCGCAAAGCUCAAGCCUGUCUACGAAGAGCUAAAAGCAGAUCAGAAGCCAAAAGCAAAGAAAUAAUGCAUGCUUUUAUCUAUCAAGGAAAAUAGGCAUAUAUUUUGUUUUAAAAUUUAUUGUACUGAUCUUUUUUCAGUUUACUGUAAAACCAGACUCUUUAUUGUUUUAUGACAGCAAAAUCCUGUGGUAAGAAACUUUAGACAAUCGCAAAAUUUUACAUGUUUUCUAAUCUGUAUUGAUAUUUGUAAAUUAUGUAUAAUUCAGUCCAUGUACUAUUGAACAUGUUUUUCAUAAACCAUAAUUCAAUUGAAUUGAUUCAAGUCAUUUUCCAGCAUACAUGUAAACCUUGAAGAAAAGAAACUGUAAAAAAAUGAAACUUAAAUUCAUUUAAAUUUCAAGCGAUGAAAGAUUCUGGUUUUACAGUACUUGCUUUGUAGCCGCCACCGCAUUAAAAAAAACGUGUAUUAAAAUGAAUGGCAAUUGUGCACAACAGAGGAGUUGCACAUAUUCACUGAGCUACAUGUAUGUGUUAUAAGAUACAGAAAUAUGAAACGUGAUACACUUCAUAUCAUCACCCCAAAACCGAAGCGCUUUUGUCGUGUCAUAUCUCAAAUAAGCCUUAAAAUGCAUUUUCUUAUGCUAUGCUGAUCUAACCCAUUCAAAAUAAUGAGUCGCAAUACAGCACUAUUCCUUAUGGACUUGUGUUAUGGAAUUAGAUUUUUAUAUUAUUAUCAUUUUCUUGCAAUUUUGUGGAAUAGAUAGAAGGAAAACUUGUUUUUGUCAGGCCGUGGUGCUUAAAACAAGCAGCUGGGGGAGUAGCGGCAUUGUUUAUACAUGUAUGUGAUUUAGAGGAACCUUCCAUUUACCAAUGGAGUUGCCUCUUUAAUACAGAAUUUUAGCUUAGAGUGUAGCAGAGCUUGGUGUGUCCAUCAAUGGACAUUUGACGAGUUUUCAAACUUGGGAGACCUUUUAAAAAAAUGAGUCGUAGAUUAUGACGAGGUUUCAUGCUCUUGUUGUUUUGGGUAUCACUUAAGGUAUUGAAAGUUUAUGAAAUUGGUUGCUAUGUCACCCACCGACAAAUAUGUCAUGGCCAGACGAUGGACUAAAAUACGAAUCCAUUUAAUUAUAGUUGUAAUGGUUGGCCGAAUGCUGAUUAUGAUGUAAUGAUCAGGAUGAGCAUUUAAUUACGGUAGCUGUUGAUAAACAAGAUUGAAGUUUAUUAUAAUCUCUUUCAAUAGCCUGCUGGUUAGUCGAUGUGUGUGUGAUAGCUGGAACAAUCAAUUAGUUGAUCAAUAUCUUUGCUUUACAAAUUAUGAGAAAGAUAAUUUAUAAUGAAGGUUGACCAGACACUUGCUCUGGUGGCAAUUUGCCCUUCGCUUUAGUUCCUCAGAGAUAUACGGUCAAGGUAACUAUUGAGUUUUAGGUCGGAAUUUGUGGAAGUUUGGAAUUCAACUUGUGUGGAAUGAUGGCUACGGAUCAAUCUUUGUGAAACGUCCGUACACAAGCCUCUUCCAUUCGACCACAAGUUCAAAAUAUUGCCCAUAAUCAAUGAAAUCUCUAAUCAUCGAAGAAGAGAGAGACUCUUGUUUUUAUUUAUUUAUUACUUGUUGUCAAAGGGGCAUCGAAAAAUAAUGUUGAUGUUAUGGUAUCUAUUUACUAUUUUUGUUAUUAUUAUUGUUAUUAGUAGACAUUUAGGCAGAAUUCUUUUGAAGGUGUGGAGGAUCGUGUAUGCUUUUGAGCCAAGUGGGUUAUCCAUAUGCAUGUAGUUCUGUAAAUUUGGUUACACCAUCGAGUUUGAUAUUUAACACAGCAUUCAUGUACAUGUAAAGGUAUAAUUAUGAACAAGGCUUAACUGGAAAAUUAA